Molecule: messenger RNA, 1592 nt
Organism: Pistacia vera
Lineage: Eukaryota; Viridiplantae; Streptophyta; Magnoliopsida; Sapindales; Anacardiaceae
Exons: 4
Coding region: 310-1374 (354 amino acids)
Source: RefSeq, a predicted model, not a curated record
CACAAAAAUAAAUUAUAUGUCAGAAGCUUUAAACAUUGAUCUAGUUUAAGUUCAGUUCUUCCUUGUAGAUUCCCGUUUGUUCAGGAAUAGGAUCUAAUCAAAUCAGAAAUAUAUCGUAUUAUAAUACCAUACAAUCUGCAAUUAUUUGUAAGAAUUAUGAAGAUUUUCAGUUAUUGAAGAAUUGCAUAAGCAAUUGUUAAGAAAUAGAAUUGUUGUGAUUAACUAAUCUUUUAAUAUGCCUGCGCUUGUUGUACAAUUCUAGCUUGAUAAAGCUUUUUUUUUUUUUUCCCCACAAAUUCUUUUCUAGAAAUGAUUCGGGAAAUUAUAGUUGUCUUGGUGAUCGGUUUUCUGGCGUGGGCAUAUCAAGCUACCAUUCCUCCACCUCCGAAAAUCUGUGGCUCUCCGGGCGGCCCUGCCAUUACGGGACCUAGAAUAAAGCUGAGGGAUGGAAGGCAUUUAGCUUACAAGGAGCAUGGCUUGCCAAAACACUUGGCCAAACAUAAGAUUAUAUUUUUCCAUGGUUUUGGCUCCAGCAGGCAUGAUGUAGUCAUUGCAGAGAACCUCUCUCAAGAAGUUGUUGAGGAACUUGGGAUAUACAUAGUGUCAUUUGACAGACCAGGAUAUGGAGAGAGUGAUCCGAAUCCAAAGAGAACAAUAAAGAGUUUGGCAUUGGAUACAGAAGAGCUUGCUGAUCAGUUAGGACUUGGAUCCAAAUUUUAUGUUGUUGGACAUUCUAUGGGAGGCCAAACAGUUUGGAGCUGCCUCAAGUACAUCCCUUACAGGCUUUCUGGAGCAACACUAAUUGCUCCAGUUAUCAACUACUGGUGGCCUGGAUUUCCCAGAAACUUAUCAAAAAAAGCUUACAACCUGCAGUUAGCACAGGAUCAAUGGGCUCUUCGUGUUGCACAUCACGCUCCAUGGCUUACCUACUGGUGGAACACUCAGAAAUUAUUUCCUGCAUCUGCUGUUGCAGCUCGUCACCCUCAGAUUUUCUCUCCUCAAGAUAGACAAAUUCUCCCUAAGCUUGCUGGGAGGAAAAGACACAAGUCACAAGUACUUCAGCAAGGAGUAUUUGAGUCCAAUCAUCGCGACCUGAUGAUAGGGUUUGGGAGAUGGGAAUUUGAUCCGAUGGAUCUCCAGAACCCUUUUCCUAAGGGUGAAGGCACCGUUCACAUAUGGCAUGGUGAUGAAGAUAGGCUGGUGCCAGUGAUCCUUCAACGCCACAUAGCGGAAAGACUUCCAUGGAUUCAAUAUCAUGAGUUACCAGGUUCUGGACACUUCUUUCCAUAUGUAGAUGGGAUAGGUGAAUCUAUCUUAAGGGCUCUUUUACUUGGUGAGGAAGGCUCAUGUAUUUCUUGCAAAGGAAGGAAUUAACACUGCGGUGCUUGCUUUCCAGAAGGCACAAAGCAAUUCAUGGAUGUUUUUUGCCUGCUGUGAAAGCAUAUAUAUCUUUCUGUAUAAAUUAUUUGCUAUUCAUAUGACUGCUUGUAUAAGUGAUUCUAAUUAGUAUGACUUUUCUGAUAACCGAACUGUUAUUAGUACUAAUAGAACAAACUCCAACCAAGAAAUAAUUAGUGUGCAGAAGAUUCUAU